AUGGUAAUAUCGAGCGGCAUUGAAUCGCUGAAUGGACGGCCUGCGACCUGCAAUCUGAAUAUUAGCUUCAUCAUUGGCCCUCUUCACACGUCGCCUGGAUUACUAGCCAGUUCAAUCACAGAAAACGACCUGAGGUCCUUCCGCGACGGUUAUGCCCUCACGUUCAUGGAGGGGGAAGGCUUCCACAAGUGGCUCGGUUCCUUGGGUCGCUCUUGGAACUAUCGAUGUGAAGAUGUUGCGGACUGCCUUCAAGUUGACUCAAAGCACAGUGCUGUGUUAGUUGAACUUGCCGUGAUAAGCAUUAAUGCCGCCUUCUUGCUUAGGGGUUCAUUUUUAACAGGGGAUCAAAAUUUGAAGCAAGCUGGGUGUGACGGCAAGAUGAUCCCACUGCAGCUGUCAAGCAUCGUCAACUAUCAAGCAUAUCGCGACGAGCUGAAAAAGGGACUGGCCUUGGCCCCACAGCCGAAAAUGUUGCCAAGGAUGAAAUUCACGUGGAGUUCCCCUCAUGAUCCGGCGCAGUCUCGAGCCUGCAAGGCCCCGCGCCAUCAUGCGCGAGAUCACAUCCACAUCGUCAUGGAAACUAAGGUUGAAACUAAGGUUGAGACAGCAUCUGGUGCAACGCUGGAUCUCCAUCGGGAGGGUGAUAAAGUACUUGAGGCUUUUAACUCGGAUGGAUAUGUUAUAUUCAAGGGCGCUGCCGAGACUGAUUCUAUGGAGGAGGCUAUAGACAACAGGCCCGUUCGUCAUUUCCUUGCCGCAACGGGCUCCGACUUCAGGUGCAUAAAGUGUCGACAUAUUGUCAAUUCUGUAAUUGAGAAGUCCGCGAUCGACCGCUCACCUCAGUGGGAAAUGCUAUCAGAGAAGGUAGAGGUCAUUGCUGUGACCUGCUUUCACCUUCUCGGCGACGAUAGUUCGUGUUGGGAAUGGGAAUACGACACAGGCGGCCGGGGGAAAGCGCUUGGGCGAACGAAGGCUGUCAGCGCCAGUGGUAGAGACGUGAUCAUGUGCAAUGGUUGGCUAGCGAACCGGUUCCCAAAAUCGAAGGGCAAAAAGAUAGACCUAUAUCAACUGAACUACCUUCGGACAAAUUACAAUUGGAUGUGA
Messenger RNA from Blastomyces dermatitidis ER-3, 1104 nucleotides. RefSeq lists its product as uncharacterized. The transcript has 6 exons. Lineage: Eukaryota; Fungi; Ascomycota; Eurotiomycetes; Onygenales; Ajellomycetaceae. The coding region runs from base 1 to 1104 and encodes 367 amino acids. The record is from RefSeq and is a predicted model, not a curated record.